AUGUGCAACUACAUCUACAAGGAGCUCAAGUGCCAGCACCACUACCACCUGGUAGAAUCAUGGUGCCCCAAAUAUAUCCAGACGGAGCGACGAUGCGUUCCCACGAUUGUGAGCAAACAGUACUGGGGCGACGAUAUCUGUGCUGCUUGCCGCGAACGCCAAACACCCAGCAACCACCCUUGGGCGAAGCUCAUCCGUAGGCCCGACUCUCGAUCGGUUCCUCAAGCGCGAGUUCCUGCCCGAUAA
Trichoderma atroviride IMI 206040 is the source of this 246-nucleotide messenger RNA. RefSeq lists its product as uncharacterized. NCBI's taxonomy places the organism in Eukaryota, Fungi, Ascomycota, Sordariomycetes, Hypocreales, Hypocreaceae. The record is from RefSeq and is a predicted model, not a curated record.